Talaromyces stipitatus ATCC 10500 is the source of this 1851-nucleotide messenger RNA. Its product is annotated as snRNP assembly factor, putative. Gene Ontology annotation, molecular function: cysteine-type deubiquitinase activity; zinc ion binding. The record is from RefSeq and is a predicted model, not a curated record. The coding region runs from base 1 to 1851 and encodes 616 amino acids. The transcript has 2 exons. Gene Ontology annotation, biological process: mRNA processing; spliceosomal complex assembly; protein deubiquitination. Lineage: Eukaryota; Fungi; Ascomycota; Eurotiomycetes; Eurotiales; Trichocomaceae.
AUGGCUAAACGUCAAGCCGAUACCGAACUUGAACGAGAGCUUAGCGUGAACUCACCCGCCUCCAAAAAGCCGCGAUUUGCUGAAACUGAUUCCCAAAAUGGCCAUCUGAAUGGUCGCGAAUGGGAGCAAGAUGAACGCAAUGGACAAGACAUCCUCGCUGCGGCCGAUCUAGAAGCAGCCGAACUGCAAGAAGCUGAACAAUCUCGACCGGAAUCUCCAGAAGCUGAUGAUGACGACGAAACGCUACUCGCAGCUCCUCAACGUCAGUCGCAACCCGUUGAAGGAUACGGUGACUUGUAUCUGGACACAAUCAAUCGCGCCGUUCUAGAUUUCGAUUUCGAAAAACUUUGCUCGGUGUCGUUAUCCAAUAUUAAUGUUUAUGCUUGUUUGGUGUGCGGUAAAUAUUUCCAAGGGCGAGGCAAUAAGUCUUAUGCGUAUUUCCAUGCGCUCGAAAUCGGACAUCAUGUGUUUGUGAACAUGGAGACGAAGAAAGUCUACGUUCUACCCGAGGGCUACGAAGUGAAGAGCAAAAGUCUGGAUGAUAUCAAAUACGUGGUGGACCCGACGUUCACAAAGAAUGAUGUCUUGAAGCUCGAUAAGGAGGUUCGUGAUGCAUGGGAUCUACAGGGCAAGAAAUACCGGCCCGGAUACGUUGGAAUGAAUAACAUCAAAGCGAAUGAUUAUUUGAAUGUCGUUGUCCAAGUACUCGCCCACGUCACGCCGAUCCGCAAUUUUUUCCUCCUUCAAAACUUCCCGGUCCCAGGAUCCCCUCAACUAUCGGUCAGAUUCAGUACUUUGGUGCGGAAAUUAUGGAAUCCAAAGGCAUUCAAAUCACAUGUGUCUCCCCACGAACUGCUUCAAGAGAUUGCGUUACGUUCUUCGAAGCGGUUUACCCUAACUCAUCAGUCAGACCCUGUCGAGUUUCUUUCGUGGUUUCUGAAUAACCUCCAUCUCAGCCUUGGAGGGUCAAAAAAACCAUCGAAAACACCCACAAGUGUCAUUCAACAAGCGUUUCAGGGCCAUUUACGUAUCGAAAGUCAAGCUAUCACAGCGCAUUCUGAUACCACAAAUUCUCGACUAGUAUUCACUGAAUCAAGUCAGACAAACACACAAACAUCUCCCUUUUUAAUUCUCACUCUUGACCUCCCACCUACGCCUCUCUUUCAAUCCGCGAACCGAGAAUCCAUCAUCCCCCAAGUACCAUUGACGACCCUCCUCAAUAAGUACAACGGUAUAACAGCAUCCGAAAAACUAUCCCACCGUGUCCGCCAUCGCCUUCUGCACCCUUUACCCCCCUAUCUCCUCUUCCACAUCAAACGCUUCAGCAAAAAUAAAUUCGUCUCUGAACGAAACCCAACCAUUGUCACUUUCCCCUCCCCUCGAUCCCUGGAUAUGUCACCGUAUGUCGAACCAAAUCCCGAACUCUGGCCUCCUGGUGAGCCCAUCAUAUACGACCUCGUCUCAAAUAUCAUCCUAGACGCAAACGCGCCAACCCCGGGCGCAGGAGAAGAUACCGCCGCAGUAGAUAAAGGCCUAGCAGCUGCCGGCGACAAAUCUACUACCACAGCAACAGCAACAGCCACCGGUGCUGGUGCUGGUGCUGGUAGUGAGAAGGUCUCGUGGCUAGUACAGUUACAUGAUAAGGCCAUGACUGCUGAGAAUGCGAAACUUCAGCAGCAGCAGCAGCAGCAGCAGCAGCAGCAGGCUCAACAACGGGGCCCGGAGUGGUUGGAGAUUCAGGAUCUUUAUGUUCAGCGGACGGAGAGUGAGACGUUGUUUACUAGGGAGUCAUAUUUGAUGGUUUGGGAGAGGAGGAAAACGCCGGGGAUGCAGAAAGGGAAAGGGAAAUGA